This is a messenger RNA of Sarcophilus harrisii (Tasmanian devil), 3675 nucleotides long. It is a transcript of the gene ST6GALNAC6, whose product is annotated as ST6 N-acetylgalactosaminide alpha-2,6-sialyltransferase 6. Gene Ontology annotation, biological process: ganglioside biosynthetic process; oligosaccharide metabolic process. The record is from RefSeq and is a predicted model, not a curated record. Gene Ontology annotation, molecular function: alpha-N-acetylgalactosaminide alpha-2,6-sialyltransferase activity. The transcript has 7 exons. NCBI's taxonomy places the organism in Eukaryota, Metazoa, Chordata, Mammalia, Dasyuromorphia, Dasyuridae. The coding region runs from base 831 to 1730 and encodes 299 amino acids.
UCCUCCUCUAUACCAGGGAAGCAUUAAUAGGUUGUGGCAUUAUUAGGUUGGCAAACUAUUAUUUUAUUAAGAGAUUUAAAUCAAUUAUAUAUAAAGCUAGAUUUCUUGUCUCAAAGGAACAAGAGGGGAAUCCUCCAGCUUGGAAGAGACACAAUGAUGGAAAUUUUGGAGGGCCUUUUUCUUGACUGACUGGAGACCUUAAAUUUUUGAAGAUUCCUCUUGAAAUUUGGAGGCUGUAGAAAGGAAGAUUUGUAGCAUCUGCAGGCAUUGUAGAAAGAGAGAGAAGAACUGGUCUAUAUGGUCGCGUUCUGUAACUACAUAGCCAAGUCCCACAUGACACUAGCGCUUACUUAGCACAGAACCCGGCCCACAGUAGGAGCUUAAUCAAUGCUUGUUGCCUCGACUUGACAAUCUGCGUGUCCAGGACGUUUGAGGGCGGAGAACGGGGAAGACUAAGGACCCGGCGAUCCGUUAGAUGGAGGAAUCCUGCCUAAAUGAGGAGGCAGUUCUGGGGCGAGGGCGGAGCCAGCCCCUCCGCUUCUGCGCUCCUCCCUCUGUGAGCCGGCUGGCCAGGGCUGGGCUGGGCGGCGCUAGGACCUGGCUCUGCUCGGGCUCGGGCUCUGGCUCCCGGCUCGGGCUCCGGCUCCAGCUCCGGCUGCAGCGGGGCCUGGGCCAGGAGCGGCUCCGGGGCUGCGGAGGCGCUGGGGGCCGGGCUGCAGCGCCAUGUGAGCGGGACCGGGUACGAGCGCUCCCCGGGGGAGGUGUGACCCUCUUUCCCCCUCCCCCGGGUGACCGGAAGACUGUUCCUACCCCAAGAUUGCUGGAGAGACAUGAAUAAAAACAAGGGCCAGCGAUCAGUGGUGCUAGGGGCCCUGUUUGCGCUCAUCACCCUCCUCAUCCUCUACAGCUCCAACAGCGUCAAUGACGUCUUUCCCUACGGCUCCCUGCGAGGCCGCUUCCACCGGCCGCCCAACCUGAAGAAGUGGGCCAUUGCUGACAGCUAUGUCCCAGUCCUUGGCAACAAGACACUGACCUCCCACUGUCACCAGUGCGUGAUCAUCACCAGCUCGAGCCACCUUCUGGGGACAAAGCUGGGGCCGGAGAUCGAGCGGGCAGAGUGCACCAUACGCAUGAACGAUGCGCCCACCACAGGCUACGAGGGGGAUGUGGGGAGCAAGACCACCUUUCGGGUCGUGGCCCACUCCAGUGUGUACCGGGUGCUGCGGCGGCCCCAGGAGUUCGUCAAUAAGACCCCGGAGACCGUAUUCAUCUUUUGGGGACCUCCCAGCAAAAUGCAGAAACCCAACGGCAGCCUGCUGCGCGUCAUCCAGCGCGUGGGCCUCGCCUUCCCCAACAUGGCCGCCUACGCCGUCUCACCCGCCCGCAUGCGUCAGUUCGAUGACCUCUUCCGCGGGGAGACGGGCAAGGACAGGGAGAAGUCUCGAUCCUGGCUGAGCACAGGCUGGUUCACCAUGGUCAUUGCCGUGGAGCUCUGUGACCGGGUCCAUGUCUAUGGGAUGGUUCCACCCAACUACUGCAGCCAGCGGCCCCAGCCUCACCGGAUGCCCUACCACUACUAUGAGCCCAAGGGGCCAGACGAGUGUGUCACUUAUAUCCAAAAUGAGCGCAGCCGCAAGGGGAAUCACCACCGCUUCAUCACUGAAAAGAGGGUUUUCUCCUCUUGGUCUAGGGCCUACAACAUUACCUUCUCCCAUCCCUCCUGGACAUAAGGGUAUCUCCUGGACAAUUAGGGCUCAGAGAGUAGGUUCCCAGACAAUCAGGGUAUAGAGGGUAGGUCCUGGGCACUUGGGACUCAGGAGAAUUCUGCUGGCCAAUCUAUAUCUCACCUAGUUGGUCCUAGAGCUUCUUCAGUUAUUCAAGGCCUGGAGGGCAGGAUAGGGUCUCCAGGUUAUUUGCAACUUUGAGGGUAUCUUUUGGCCAUUCAGGGUCUCGGAGGCAUAUCUUAGCUAAACAGGGUCUGGUGUACUUUUCCUAAUGAAUCAGGGUCUUGGGGUGCCCUUUGGCCAACCUGGGCUGUGAUCCCAUUUCUGGUUACAUUAGAAACAAGGACAUGAUCUUCCCCGUGAGGCCUUAGUUCUGAUUUCUUUGGCCCCAAGGUGUUUGUUUGUUUUUUUCCCUAAAGAGAUACCAGAAAUCAAAACAAAACAAAAAACUUCCAGUUUUUUUUCCAGUUGACUUUAGAGGAAGUCCUGGCCCUAGAGACAAUGGGGGCUUGGACCAAGGGCUGGGAAAGGAGGCACACAACAUGCCCUUUGCCACAGACACAAACCACUUUGGUUGGUCUCGGUGCCCCUGGCCCGGUUCUCUCAGCAAGUCCUCUAAGUGAAGCAGAAUGUAGCUUCCCUUCUUUCUGGGAGCUGGGUCCAUUCUGUGGUAGCCUGGGGAGGAGAGAGCCAAGGGCUGUCCUUAGCAUUUCUCUGGCCCUGUGCAUUCCGGGGGUCUUUUUCUUUACUCCAGAGAACUUUGAAGUGUUUGCUUCUCACCAUCUCCUGGCACUCAAAAUGGGAAGAAAAGAGAAGAGAGGAAGUGAUUUGAUACUGUGGGGGAUCCCUGGACUGUGGCUCUGGGUUCUAGUGUCAACUCUGCUGCUAAUUAACCCACCGGACUUUGGGCAAGUGACAUUCCCUUUAUAGACUCUGAAGGGUUUGGACUCAGUGAUCACUGAGGUCUCUUCUAGCCCAGAUAUUUUAGGGUUCUGUUUCUGACUCCGUGUCCUUUAUUUUCCCUCUCAGUUCCCUCUUCAGUUCCCAUUCUCUUUCUGGUUCUGGGUAGGCAUGGGUUGGGAACCAAGGACUAAAGAACUCUGCUCUAUCAGGAUAGGCAAAGACCUUUCCCAAACCCCUGCUCCCCUGUCUUGCCAAUACCUCUUUCUUCCCAAGGCUGUGAUUGGCAGGGAAGGGGGGGGAAUACCCCACUCUUGAGUGGGUGAACAUCCACCUAGAUUCCUCCCUGCCCUCCUCCCUCCUCCCUGCCCCCUUCCAGCUGCUAAUCUCCUUGGAAAUUAAAUCGACAGUGCCUCAUUUCCUCUUCUCCAUUUGUUCCUGUCCCUCCUCCCCAAUCCCAAGAUGUCUCAGUCUUGCCUCAGUGAGGUCCCCUCUCACCUGCUGAGUGAUUUUCCACUAGUUUGGAAAGGAAUGUAUGGCUGCAGGCUCUACCUUUAGGCCCAGAAAAAGGAAAUGGGCAUUCUACCUGCAAUUGGAAUUUAGAUGUGCAUCCCUUCUGAGUGGAGGGGUUAACCCCUGGUAACCAAAAAGCAAACCAGCUGCUGGGGCCGCAGAUGAGGACUUGGGUUCCAGGCUUCCUCCCACCUGGCCUUGUCACUAAAUUGCUGACUCUGUUUUCCCCCAGGAGCAGCUGGUGGGGAUAGAGUGGGUGUCCCUAGCUACUCAGUAUGCCAUCUUGUUCUCAGCAUCCCAGGUGAGGGAUGGAGCUGUGAGAAAGCAUUCCUGGGUGGGUCUUUGUGGGUGUACCUGGGGUGCCAAGGAGAACCCGGCAGGUUGAGAUCAGAGGCUAGGUAGUACUUGGGUCAGGGAGGAUGCAUUCUGUUCUCGUGUCAGCGUAAGCUCACCUCACCAUCGCCCCCGCCCCCCCAGCCCUGAAAGGUGGUUUUGUAAUGGUUUGUAUAGGAAUAAAUAUUAUUCAGCUCUCACUGUC